AUGUCCACUCAAAAUACUCGCAGUCGCCGUUAUUCCUUUCCUGCUGUUUUUGUACCUCAUGGACCAGUUUCAAGACAAAGUUUAUUACCAUUAGCUCGUCCUAUACAGGCCAGAUCUCAUUCAUCGCAUGUAGGUCGUUCUUCAUCAAAGCCUGCUCAGAAAUUUCUUCAUCCAGAAAUCCCUUAUCGUGGUGAAAGGCAUUUUUCGUUCAAUUCAUCACAGACAAUGUUUGGUCAGUGCAGUAAUUUGCUUCAACCUCAUCCUGCUUCCUUGACGCAACUGCGAAGCCUCUCCCGGACUUCCUCUUUCCUAAAUAUAUUUAACGAAAGUUCUGGUAAUGGUACAUAUAGACGCAGGAGGACGUGUUCAGUCAGCUCAAACGCUCUGCGCGAACUGAAGGUUAAAUUUUUUGGCACUUAG
Messenger RNA from Enterobius vermicularis (human pinworm), 420 nucleotides. Lineage: Eukaryota; Metazoa; Nematoda; Chromadorea; Rhabditida; Oxyuridae. The record is from the annotation of a GenBank genome assembly.